GCGCCGGGCGGCGGCGGCGGCGGGAUGGGGCGCGAGGCGGGGCGUGCCCGCCGCGCCUGAGGCCGAGGCGGAGCCGCUGCGCGGGCGAGCGGGACCCCCCAACGGUGUGAUGGACAGGUAGCAGAAGAUUUCACUUUGCUCUCUGGGUAUCAGAAUGACCGAGUGCUUCCUGCCUCCCACGAGCAGCCCCAGUGAACACCGGCGGGUAGAACACAGUGGGGGACUGGCUCGUACUCCCAGCUCUGAAGAGAUCAGUCCUACAAAAUUCCCCGGAUUGUACCGCACCGGUGAGCCCUCACCACCUCACGACAGCUUACAUGAGCCUCCAGAUAUAGUGUCUGAUGAUGAAAAGGAGCAUGGGAAGAAGAAAGGAAAAUUUAAGAAAAAAGAAAAAAGAACGGAAGGCUACGCUGCGUUUCAAGAGGACAGUUCCGGUGAUGAAGCUGAAAGUCCUUCCAAGUUGAAGCGCUCCAAGGGAAUACAUGUCUUCAAGAAACCCAGCUUUUCCAAAAAGAAGGAGAAGGAUUUUAAAAUAAAAGAGAAACCCAAAGAUGAAAAACACAAGGAAGAAAAACAUAAGGAAGACAAACACAAAGAGAAAAAGUCAAAAGACUUAACUGCAGCAGAUGUUGUAAAACAGUGGAAAGAGAAGAAGAAAAAGAAAAAGCCAAUUCAAGAGACAGAGAUACCUCAAGUGGAUGUUCCAAGUCACAGACCCGUGUUUGGCAUUCCUUUGUCUGACGCAGUAGACAGGACCAUGAUGUACGAUGGCAUCCGCCUGCCAGCAGUUUUCCGUGAAUGUAUAGAUUACGUAGAGAAGUAUGGCAUGAAAUGUGAAGGCAUCUACAGAGUUUCAGGAAUAAAAUCAAAAGUUGACGAGCUGAAGGCAGCCUAUGAUCGCGAGGAAUCUCCAAACCUGGAGGAAUAUGAGCCCAACACAGUCGCCAGCUUGCUCAAACAGUACCUACGGGAACUGCCCGAAAAUCUGCUUACCAAAGAGCUCAUGCCCCGCUUUGAAGAUGCUUGUGGAAAGAGCACAGAAGCUGAGAAAGUUCAGGAGUGCCAGAAGCUGCUCAAAGAGCUGCCAGAGUGUAACCAUCUCCUGAUUUCAUGGCUGAUUGUGCAUAUGGACCAUGUUAUUGCAAAGGAACUAGAAACAAAAAUGAACAUCCAGAAUAUUUCUAUAGUGCUCAGCCCUACUGUUCAGAUCAGCAACCGGGUCCUGUACGUGUUUUUUACACAUGUUCAAGAGUUCUUUGGAAAUGUGACCCUCAAGCAGGUGACAAAACCUCUUCGCUGGUCAAAUAUGGCAACAAUGCCAGCACUUCCAGAAACACAAGAGAGCAUCAAAGAAGAAAUCAGACGACAGGAGUUCCUUCUGAACUGUUUACACAGAGACUUGCAGGCAGGGAUAAAAGACUUAUCCAAAGAAGAGAGACUCUGGGAGGUGCAGAGAAUCUUAACAGCUCUUAAAAGGAAACUAAGAGAAGCUAAGAGACAGGAGUGUGAAACAAAGAUUGCACAAGAAAUUGCUAGCCUUUCAAAGGAGGAUGUCUCCAAAGAAGAAAUGAAUGAGAAUGAAGAAGUUAUAAAUAUUCUGCUUGCACAGGUAGCUGGCAGGCACUUACCUGUUUGCCUGGAGAAUGAGAUUUUAACAGAACAAGAAGAGCUGCUGGCCAUGGAGCAGUUUCUGCGGAGACAGAUCGCCUCCGAGAAGGAAGAAAUAGAUCGGCUCCGAGCAGAAAUAGCUGAAAUACAAAGUCGCCAGCAGCACGGCCGCAGCGAAACCGAGGAAUACUCUUCUGAGAGUGAAAGUGAGAGUGAAGAUGAGGAGGAGCUGCAGGUCAUCCUGGAGGAUCUGCAGAGACAGAACGAGGAACUGGAGAUCAAGAACAAUCACCUGAACCAAGCGAUUCACGAGGAGCGCGAGGCCAUCAUCGAGCUGCGGGUGCAGCUCCGCCUGCUGCAGCGCGCAAAAUCCGAGCAGCAGGGCCAGGAGGAAGAGGAGCCGGAAAAGCGCGGGGGCGUUUCUCAGCAGCAGAGAGACACUGUCCUGGAGACAAAAGCAGCCAAAGAGCAGCCAAAAGCAAGCAAGGAGCAGCAAGUCAAGCCAUCCCCAAGUAAAGACAGGAAAGAAACUCCCAUUUGAUCUGGCUCCUUGGCUAUGCACGAAAUCAACCGAACUGUGCAAAUUACUGUAAUUUGAGUCAAACUGCACAAAUUAUUGGUGGCUGUGUACAUUCUGUAAAGAAACUUUUCUUUUAAGCCCUGGAGACUUUUGUCUCUAAUACUUGUGGCUUCUACUCAUCAGACUCAGGUGAGUUUGGAGAGGCCAGAAGAGUUUUCCAGUUAGUAUCAGAUUAUUUCAAGACUGGUUUCCUUCAGGUGAUUCAAAAUAAUUCAGUAACAGUUUUAUUUCAAACCAAAAUCAUUAUUUACAUUCACUGGAGCAGAAUUGGAAGAUCUCCUUUUCAGUAAAACAAAACCCACCCACACUUACUAAUGAUUUGCCUUGUGGAUCUGUUCAUCCUCAUUCACCAUUAUCUCUGCUUAUUAACCUUGUCACUUCUUGCUUGUGCCUUUGAUACCUUUCUGAUGCAGAUUAUAUACAAGGGAGCUUUAAAUUUAUUCUGGGUUGGCUGAAACGGUGGGAGACUGUGGGGUAUCAUGUUUACCUAACAUGCCCUUAAGCUUCAUUUCUGUUCUGAGAUGUACUGAAUAAGUGUAAAAACUUGAGAGAUGUUAUUUAUGUCCCCAAAUGAUGGAAAUGUCCAUGUCCUUUAGCAGUGUAGGUAACUCACUGACUCAUCAUUAACCACCCUCAUCACUCCUGUUUGACACAGGCCCUGUUCACACUGCUGCUGUGUAGCCAAGCGCUUUGUCUUCAUCCAUUUUAAAUGUUUCCAUCUCUUGGAAAAAGCCACUGCUUGUAGGCAGGGAUGGGAGUGGUCAUGUCUUUAGGACGUAUCUGCCUGACCAAGCAAUACAGCAUUGCCCCUGCACAAAUGCCAGGCACUU
Molecule: messenger RNA, 3018 nt
Organism: Agelaius phoeniceus (red-winged blackbird)
Lineage: Eukaryota; Metazoa; Chordata; Aves; Passeriformes; Icteridae
Source: RefSeq, a predicted model, not a curated record